CAGUAUUACACACAGCACUGCCUUCGUCUGAACACUGGAGACAACCACUGUUCUCUCUCAGGAUUUCAGCACAUCACCUCUCUGGUGAAAUGAAAGGAUUUCUAAGUUACCUUGUUGCUGCCACGGUGCCUUGAUUCAACGAUUUCUCCGUUCUCCAGGUUCUGAGACCUGGAGCAUGCUGUUUUAUGUGGAGCCUUUCAAAAGACCAAUUUCAAGGACUGUUGCAAAGCUGUGGAAGUUUGCUUCUUCAUGUUUUAAUCCCCAUUUGGGUUAAAACCUGAAAAACUGAGACCUUAACUAGCGAGCACUGGGGCAAACACCAGCAGUUAAAAGUGUGUCAACAACACCUUAAACAAACAGGAAGUCUCUUUAAUAAGGUAAGGCUCAUUCUUGCAGCAUCGACAUCACUUUGAUUGACAUGUGCAAUGACUACAAACUUCCAGUUAGUGUGACCUGGACCUUGUCAUCCCAACAAUGCUUUGAUGGCCGCCUGGUAAGAAUAGCUUCCUGCACGGAGCAUGAGAGGUGACUGUUUUUAUUGUGACGAGCUGUGGAAGACACAGCAGUCAGGUUGUAGCUGCGCUGAAGAAGACAACAACCCAGUCCACUGGAAACAAUGGGAGCAACCAAUCUCCUCUUCAUCACCUUAAGUCAGAGUGUGCCUUUUACUGGUAAAACCUGGUGGGUGUUGAUGCUGUUCUUGCGCCUGUUGGUGGAGCUGCUGGCUGGCUUCACCCUCUUCAGUGACGAGCAGGAGAGAUUCAUCUGUAACACCAUCCAACCAGGCUGCUCCAACGUGUGUUUUGACGUCUUUUCCCCGGUGUCCCUGCUCCGUCUCUGGUUGUUGCACCUCAUCCUCCUCUGUCUACCACAUGUGCUAUUUGCAACCUACGUCAUGCAUAAGCUAAUGCAGCUACACAGGAGCCACAGAGGUUCUCCUGAGAACACUGGAGAGCUGUCCUUAACCAAGACCCAUCUUCACGCCCCGUCACAGGAGUGGACGUCACCAGGCUUCCACUGCUCGUACCUGCUCGUAGUAUUUGUACGUCUACUUGUGGAGAUGGCCUUCGGUGCAAGUCAGUUUUUUCUGUUCGGUUUGUCUGUCCCAAAGAGUUUCCUCUGUUACGAAGCCCCCUGCACGUCAGGGGUGGAAUGCUACGUCUCCAAACCGACCGAAAAGACGUUGAUGCUCAACUUCACGCUGGGUGUCACCUUCCUGUCUAUUCUGGUGAGUCUGGUCGACAUGGUGACCUCCAUGAAGGCCAUGGUGAGAUGGAGGAGGAAGCGGGAGUGGCUGACGCAGGAGAUCAGCAAAGGAGAGCAGAACAGCAUGUUUACCACCGCGACCGACGACAACGACGGCCUGUUAAGUAGGAGAAUGAGCCCAGGUGUGAGUUCAGGUGAUGAAAAACUACACCAUCCAAAUAACCAGUCUAAUACCAGUGGCCCGGCACUGAAGUCUACUGGAUCCACCAAUGAGAAGACACAAGAAAAUGUCUCUCCUCCGCCGUCUCCCCUGAGUCCAGCGCCAACUCCCUUUGUCCUUCACAGACACAUGAAACCUCCACUGUACCCUCGCCCAGACUGCAGACCACCACCACUGAACCUGAGGGUCCCAACUCCCCCUGGUGUCAGACAGCUGGACCAGAGCAGCCCAGUGGGAACCAGUUCAGACAGUAGUGACUCACAGGACAAGAGGGCGUGGGUGUAGUGGAGGAAACACGCCGUGCUGCCAUCACUACUAGGGUUUUACAAUGGAACACAUAGAAUACUCUUUUUUUUUUUUUUUGGGGGGGGGGGGGGUUGUUCUUAAAAUUCUGGUGAUUUCUUCAGAUAGUAGGACAUUUCUUAAGACUUUGUGUGCACUGAAACGCCUGCUUAUACAUUUACAAAUAAAUAUAGAACAUAUUAUUAAUUCAAAGAGGUGUAGGGGGAGGUGUAUGGUCCAGGUCUGUUGUAGAGUGGACGUCUGUGUGUCCAGGUCACCUCUGUCCCUAAACCAAACUCAGUGUGACCUUGAUAACACCAUGUGUCAUGGAGCUCAGCUGUUGUCUGGAUUAUUGAGUGGCGGCAACAAUAGACUAACUGACCCGACCCCUGGCGUCUUACAUGCCUGCUGGACAAACCCAGCCUUGACCUGCGUCCACACCUCACUGUCUUGUUUGUUGGUUGUUUUUUGAAGUUUAUUCUGUAUUUUUUAAAGUUAGACUUAGCUGUUUUUUGUUUAAAAUCCAGUUUCCGAUGCAACUGAAAC
Molecule: messenger RNA, 2254 nt
Organism: Cynoglossus semilaevis (tongue sole)
Lineage: Eukaryota; Metazoa; Chordata; Actinopteri; Pleuronectiformes; Cynoglossidae
Product: gap junction delta-4 protein-like
Exons: 5
Coding region: 617-1711 (364 amino acids)
Biological process (GO): cell-cell signaling
Cellular component (GO): connexin complex
Molecular function (GO): gap junction channel activity
Source: RefSeq, a predicted model, not a curated record